This is a messenger RNA of Stegostoma tigrinum, 2649 nucleotides long. Its product is annotated as guanylate-binding protein 1-like. The record is from RefSeq and is a predicted model, not a curated record. NCBI's taxonomy places the organism in Eukaryota, Metazoa, Chordata, Chondrichthyes, Orectolobiformes, Stegostomatidae. The transcript is spliced from 12 exons. Gene Ontology annotation, molecular function: GTPase activity; GTP binding. Bases 232 to 2481 code for a protein of 749 amino acids.
CUAGACCAGUUCUCGGAAAUCUAGACGGGCUGUGACUGAAACAGCGAGCAGUCUUCCCUCUUAAAUACAGCGCACACACUGAAAUCUCCUCUCUCUCCGACUUCAGAGGCUGCAGGAACAACAGAUUCCACCCUUGAUUCUGUCCUGAGCAGCGAGAAAGUUCGACUUGUUUCAGAGACAGAAAGGAUAGUUCCUCUCGCAAAGCCAAGUGAAGACAGAGCCCCACGGAACAUGGAGAAUCCCGUGUGUUUGAUCGAGAACAGUGAGUCUGGUGAACUGCUCAUCAACCAGAAGGCUGUGGACGAUAUCCUGUCGAAGAUCAAGCAGCCCGUUGUGGUGGUAGCGAUCGCUGGUCUGUACCGUACCGGCAAAUCCUACCUCAUGAACAAACUCGCUGACAGGCGGAAAGGUUUCUCCCUGGGAUCCACCAUCCAGUCCCAAACGAAAGGCAUCUGGAUGAUGUGUUUGCCUCACCCGCUCCAGCGCGAUCAUUGCCUCAUCUUAUUGGAUACUGAAGGCCUCGGAGAUGUGGAGAAGGGCAAUACAAACAAUGACGCCUGGAUCUUUGCGCUCUCUGUGCUCCUGAGCAGUAUGCUGGUCUACAACAGCAUGGGCACCAUCGAUCAGUACGCACUCGACAAGCUCCAUUACGUUACAGAGCUGACCGACCUCAUCAAAGUGAAAUCGGGGGGAGGGGAGGACGAGUCCCCAGAGUUCACUCGCUUCUUCCCGGCUUUUGUCUGGAGCGUGCGGGAUUUCUCCCUGGAGUUGAAGUUGGAUGGCAAGAAGGUGACGGAGGACGGGUACCUGGAGAGCGCUCUCAAGCUGAAGCACGGCACCAGUAAAAGUAUCCAGCAGUACAACCUGCCGAGGGAGUGCAUCAGGAAUUACUUCCCCAGUCGCAAGUGUUUUGUGUUUGACAGACCGGCCGAUAAGGAGACAAUGUGGAGCCUGGAGCAGGUCGCAGAUUCCCAGCUGGAUCCUGAGUUUGUGAAACAGACCCAGACAUUUGUCCAGUAUGUGUACAGCACGGCCCGGACCAAGACAUUGAAAGGAGGGCACCCAGUGACUGGCCGGAUGCUGGGAGCCCUCGCUGUCACCUAUGUGGAUGCUAUCCGUAGCGGGCAGAUCCCAUGCCUUGAGAGCGCGGUGCACACACUGGCAGACAUUGAGAACACGGCCGCUGUACAGGAGGCAGCUCAGGCCUACCAGGAAUGGAUGGAAAAACGGGUCAGUCUCCCCACAGAGACGGUGGAGGAGCUAUCAAAGGUCCACAACCAAGUUCUCCCUGAGGCCCUGAAGCUGUUCAUGAGGCGCUGCUUCAAUGACAAAGGCCAGAGGUACCAGGAGCAGUUUACGAAAGAAGUGGCAAAAAUGUACGCAGCCAUUUGUGAGAAGAACAGAGAAAUGUCUGUGGAUAUCUCGAGCAGAGCCAUCUCGGACCUGGCAGCUGCGGUCCAGAAGAACAUCAAACAAGGAUAUUACACUAAUGCAGGAGGAUACUCCAAGUAUCAGAAAGACAUGGCGAAACUUGUGAAGCAGUACCGAGCAAAACCGAGGAAAGGGGUCCAGGCCGAGCAAGUCCUCGAAGACUUUCUGAGAAACAUGCAGCAAUUCUCGGAUUCCCUUCGACAAGUCGACCAGACCAUGACAGAAUGGGAGAAGGAAAUUGCAGGUACAGUCACCCUUUGGCCACGGGCCUUUGCUGCCACAGGUCGGUCAACUGCUCACCCAGGGGUCAAAGGGCACCAUGGGGUGGCAUCACAGGUAGGCAGUGUGGUGAUGAGGGCAUUUAGAACGCUCGGCAUCAUUGCCCAGACCAUUGAGUUGGCACGGCGUGUCGGGACGAUGCAGGGUGUUGGACAGUAUAAAUUUGCAGAGGGUUUAGAUAAGAUUUGCCAGGAUGUCACCGGGACUGGAGAGUUCGAGUUGGAAGGAGAUGAUCGGUAUGCUGGGACGUUUUUGCCGCUGGAGAAUGGGAGGGUGAGGCGCGACCUCAUAGAGGUGUAUAAAAUCACGCAGGCCAGAGAUAAGGGGAGUAACAAUGGUCUACCUGUUGCCGAUGUUGGUGGAGCUGCACAGGAGAAGGCGGAAAUGGCAGAGCAGGAGCAGAAAGUAGCCGAAGAGGAGAGACGUGCCACUGAGCAGCGUCUGUUCGACGAGAGGCGGGCGAUGGAGGAGAAUCUCGCUCAGCUGAAAGAGAAAGCAAAGCAAGAGCAGGCCCAACUGCUCGAGGAACAUGAGAAAGUCCUGAACCAGAGGCUCCAGGAGCAGGAGAAGCUGAUCAAGGAUGGAUUCCAGGGCCGUGCGGAUGAACUGCAGCAAGAGAUCGACUCUCUGAAAAAGGAGAAGGAUAAGGCAGCAUCCCCUUCCUUUGUGGAUAUGGCUAUUGACACAGCAAUUCUAACAGCACCUGGCUUUUACAAAGCUAUCCCAAUCACUGCCAAAGUAGGGAAAUUUCUGUGGAAUAAGUUCUUCUGAGUGUCUUGCACCUUUAUCCUUCCGAACCCCCUACUUAUUCCUCUGAUGAGUGGAAAUAAAGAGUAAAAUGACCAUAAUAAUUGAAAGUCUUGCCUCCUCACAAGGUACUGAGUUGUUCACACCAGUUGUUCAGUGGGAAAGCUAAAUAAAAUGUACAAAUGACACAGA